AUGUCAGACCCAACGGAACAUGAAAGUGCGCCCUUGUUAGGUAGCAACAACGUUGGAUCAAAGUCUAGUAAGACCAAAAAAAACUCCAAAAGACGGAAGCGGAAGUCAGCUUUUAAAGGACCGGGGAACAGAGCUAGCCAUGAAGGGUCUCAGAUGGGUUCUCACGGCCACGUUGAGCAUGGUCUGUCGUCAGCAAACGAUUUCGAUAAGACAGACUCGUGGGGCAUUUUGCACGAGGGCACCGAUGAGGAAACGUCCAACACUAGAGGAUCAUCUGACGUCAAUCUCACGUCAAUGCAGCAUCCUCGGUCGUAUUUCGAUCACAGGCCAUCGAUUGCUGUUAUGGAGGCGAUCAAUUCGUCCGGUAGCGUCCGGAAACCCCGAAGAAUGAGCUCUUCUCGAGGAAAUCCCACCGGGUCUGUCAGUAGCACUUCGCAAAAUGUGUCAAACAAGAAAAACAACUCCGGUAAAUCAAGUGGACCUCUACUAUCAGCAGAAGAGGCAGAGCGUUGGGCCAAAAAAAAUGCUUCUAAGCACACUAAAAAACCAGAAGCUCAUCUGAGAGGAGACGACGUGGUUAUAGAUGUCGAUGCUUUGAUGGACCACGUGAUCCGGUCCAACCACAGCCAUUCUUCUAGUAAAUCGUCUUCCGUGAACCCUUCGGAGGACGGCUACCAUUCAAGACCAUCUUCGAGGCGCAGCUCCAAUGAUUCAUCCAUCAACGAUGUAUGUUUGCCAAUAGACGAUGAAGAUACGGCAGGAACUAAGGUGUGGCCCGACGUUGCGGUUUUAGAAGAGUACUCGAAGGAUGAAACGGAAAGGCUCAGGAGCCAGGCUGUACAGGACGCUGAGAACUUUCAUUUCCAGUAUGAUGACGAGGAUGAAGAUUUCGACGAUAGUCAAAAUAAUGAUGGUGUUUUGUUUUCCAAACCCAUUGUCACUAACAUAGAUGUGCCUGAGCUUGGGAAUACCAGGAUCAAUGAGGCAGAGCACAUGGAGUCAGGACGUUUGAGACCCAGAAAAAUUACGCCUUGGCAUUUGCGUCGCAAGGGUAACAAUAUACCUGGGUUUACGGGGCAAACUGAUGCCAAAAAUAUCAGUGUGGUUACGAAGAAAGAGGCAAAGCAUCAGGAAAAUUUUCUAGUUGGCAAUCGGAUACAGUAUCCACCCCAUAUUGUAUCCAACAACCCAGAACAUUUCAGGUUCACCUAUUUUAGGGAAGACCUAGACUCUACGAUCCAUUCCCCUACUAUCUCCGGCUUGCUACAACCGGGACAAAAAUUUGACGAGCUCUUCGUUGCUUCGGUUUAUUCAUCUGCUAGUAACGGCAAUAAUAAUGAAAACCUUGCUAAUACCAAUCCUGGUGUAACUCCUGCCGAAACAAAAAAUAGCACCCCACAACAACAACAACAACAAACACUUUUGCAACGCUUGUCUACGACGCAGUCGGGAAGUUUAGAUAUGUUCGAUUGUGAACCCUUUUGGCUUGACGUUUCAAAUCCCACGGAAGAGGAGAUGAAAGUUUUGAGUAAAGCAUUCGGAAUUCAUCCGUUAACAACAGAAGACAUUUUCCUUGGAGAAGUUCGUGAGAAAGUUGAACUUUUUAAGGACUACUACCUGGUGUGUUUCAGAAGUUUUGAUAUUGUCGCCGAACGCCAUACUCGUCACAAGAAAAUGCAUCAUGAAUCUAACGCCUAUAAUUCUUCGGACGCGGAUCACGAUGAGAGCUCCAAAGGGUGGCUGCCCAAGUUUUUCAGGUCUCGGAGGCGCUCUUCCACAAACAAAACCGUUUCUAGCUCAAAUUCAAGCUAUCGAAGUAAAGCGAGGAGGCAAAUGGAAGAGAAUGAAAAGUACAAGCGAAAGUCUGGCGAUAGAAGAAAACCGCGGGGCGGCGAGCUAGAGCCUUUGAAUGUUUAUAUCAUUGUAUUCCGCACCGGGGUUCUUACCUUCCAUUUCGCCCCAACCCCACAUCCAAUAAACGUAAGAAGAAGAGCAAGACUUUUGAAGGACUACCUGAAUGUGACCGCAGACUGGAUUGCGUACGCGCUCAUUGACGACAUCACCGACGCAUUUGCACCGAUGAUCGAAAUUAUUGAGGACGAAGUCCACGACAUUGAGGAAUCCAUCCUCAAAAUGCACCAGUCCGACGAUUCCUCCUCUGAUGACGAUGACUCUUUGGAUGAGAGUGAGGCUUAUGAUCGUAACUAUGCCAGCAUAGAGCGCUACCCGAGAAGAGGAAGUGCCGUGGGUGAAGGCGCCAGCCUUUCCACCAGGACCAGAUCUACUCGCUCGUCGAGCUCCAGCUCCAGCAUUGACACCAAUAUAAUUGGCUGGAAGCGGAAAGGAGACAUGUUAAGACGCAUUGGCGAGUGCAGAAAACGAGUCAUGAGUAUUGUGCGACUGUUGGGCUCCAAGGCCGACGUUAUCAAGGGAUUUUCGAAACGGUGCAACGAGCAAUGGGAUGUGGCGCCGCGUUCUGAGAUCGGCAUGUAUCUCGGCGAUAUCCAGGAUCACAUUGUGACCAUGGUUUCGUCCCUCAAUCACUACGAAAAGCUUUUGAGCCGCUCCCACUCGAAUUACUUGGCUCAGAUCAAUAUCGACAUGACAAAAGUUAACAAUGACAUGAACGAUGUUCUGGGCAAGAUCACUAUUCUGGGUACAGUUGUACUACCUAUGAACAUUAUCACAGGUUUGUGGGGUAUGAACGUUCUAGUUCCCGGCCAGGACAACCACUCACUUACUUGGUUCACCUGUAUCACCACAUCCAUGCUGAUAUUUGCCUACAUUGCAUACGUUUAUACCAAGAAGCGGUUUGGAUUCUGA
Molecule: messenger RNA, 2823 nt
Organism: Lachancea lanzarotensis
Lineage: Eukaryota; Fungi; Ascomycota; Saccharomycetes; Saccharomycetales; Saccharomycetaceae
Gene: MNR2
Product: LALA0S09e05292g1_1
Exons: 1
Coding region: 1-2823 (940 amino acids)
Biological process (GO): magnesium ion transmembrane transport; intracellular magnesium ion homeostasis
Cellular component (GO): plasma membrane
Molecular function (GO): magnesium ion transmembrane transporter activity
Source: RefSeq, a predicted model, not a curated record